Salvelinus fontinalis (brook trout) is the source of this 4076-nucleotide messenger RNA. RefSeq names its product sushi domain-containing protein 6-like. The record is from RefSeq and is a predicted model, not a curated record. The transcript is spliced from 7 exons. Lineage: Eukaryota; Metazoa; Chordata; Actinopteri; Salmoniformes; Salmonidae. Bases 1140 to 2693 code for a protein of 517 amino acids.
CAACCAUCAAAUUAGUGGAUUCGGUUAUUUCAUUUUUAACACCCGUUGCUGACAGGUGUAUAAAAUCGAGCACACAGCAAUGCAAUUUCCACAGACUAAUAUUGGCAGUAGAAGGGCCUUACUGAAGAACUCAGUGACUUUCAACGCGGCACCGUCAUAGUAUGCUACUUUUCCAACAAGUCAGUUCAUAAAUUUCUGCCCUGCUAGAGCUGCCCGUUCAACUGUAAGCGCUGUUAUUGUGAAGUGGAAACGUCUAGGAGUAACAACGGCCCAGCCGUGAAGUGGUAGACCACACAAGCUCACAGAACGGGACCAACAAUUGCUGAAGCGCAUAGCGCGUAAAAAUCGUAUGCCCUUGGUUGCAACACUUUCUACUGAGUUCCAAACAGCCUCUGGAAGCAAAGUCAGUCAGCACAAGAACUGUCUGGAGCUUCAUGAAAUGGAUUUCCAUUGCCAAGCAGCCGCACAACAGCCUAAAAUCACAAUGCUAAGCGUCGGCUGGAGUGGUGUAAAGCUCGCCGCCAUUGGACUCUGUGGAAACGUGUUCUCUGGUGUGAUGAUUCACGCUUCACCAUCUGGCAGUGCAACGGAGGAAUCUGGGUUUGGCAGAUGCCAAAAGAACGCUACCUGCCUGAAUGCAUAGUGCCAACUGAAAAGUUUGGUGGAGGAGGAAUAAUGGUCUGGGGUUGUUUUUCAUGGUUCGGGCUAGGCCCCUUAGUUCCAGUGACUGGAAAUCUCUUUAACAAUGACAUUCUAGACAAUUCUGUGCUUCCAACUUUGUGGCAACAGUUUGAGGAAGGCCCUUUCCUGUUUCAGCAUGACUGCCCAGUGCACAAAGUGAGUUCCAUACCGAAAUUGUUGUCAAGAUCGUGUGGAAGAACUUAACUGGCCUGCACAGAGCCCUGAACUCAACUCCAUCUAACGCCUUUGGGAUUAAUUGGAACGCCAACUGCGAGCCAGGCCUAAUCGCCAAACCUCAAUAAUGCUCUGGCGGCUGAAUGGAAGCAUGUACCCGCAGCAAAUUUACAACAUCUAGUGGAAAGCCUUUCCAGAAGAGUGGAGGCUGUUAUAACAGCAAAUGGGGGACCAAUGCCACAUACUUUUGGUUAAGCUGAAUCCCUCUGCAGUGGAAGUAAAAGAUGUGCAAUGGAAUGUUAGAGUCAAUGUCAAAAGCCCUUGAGCUGCUCACCUCAGCUGACAAGCGGUCACUUUCACUGUUGCUCUUUCUGACUGUGCUAUCCACGGGACAAGGGUCAGGAUGUGUGAGGCCAUUCACUGUGCAGAACAGCUGGGUCAACCUGACAGAGACCAACAGGGGUUCCUUUCCUGUGGGCACGGUGCUCCAGUACAGCUGUGACCCAGGCUACCUGGCUGAUGGGCCCAGCAUCAUCACAUGCAACCCCCUGGGCCUCUGGACCUCAGACCCACCCCGCUGCAAACGGAGUGACGCAGUGUGCCGGCCUCCGUUUGAGCCUGAGAAUGGAGGGUACACCUGCCACCCGUCUCCCUGCCAUCGGCUAGGCCAGGGCACUGUGAUAGAGUACUUCUGUGAUGAAGGCUACAUCCUGAAGGGAGACUACAAGUACAAAUAUCUUACCUGUCAGGGUGGGGAGUGGGACGGCCCCAUGCAGAUUAGCUGUGUCAACCAAGGAUGUGCAAGGCCGUUCAUUGUCCAACAUGGGUCAGCCAACCUGACAGAGACCAACGGGGGUUCCUUUCCUGUCGGCACGGUGCUCCAGUACAGCUGUGACCCAGGCUUCCUGGAGGAUGGGCCCAACAUCCUCACCUGCACCCCCCUGGGCCUCUGGUCCUCAGACCCACCCCGCUGCAUACACAGUGAUGUGUGUCUGCCUCCAUUUGAGCCAGAGGAUGGGGGCUACACCUGCCACCCGUCCCCCUGCCAUAGACUGAACCAUCGCACUGUGAUCGAGUACUUCUGUGAUGAAGGCUACAUCCUGAAGGGAGACUACAAAUACCUGACCUGUCAGGACGGGGAGUGGGACGGUCCCAUGCAGAUUAGCUGUCUCCUGGAUCAAGACAGAGACCCUGCCCUGCCAUUGGGCAUACCCACCCUGUCCAUCGUGGCCUCCACUGCCAGCUCUGUAGCCCUCAUCCUGCUGCUGGUGGUCCUGUUUGUCCUGGUGCAGCCAAAACUCAAGUCCUUCAACCACAGCCGCCGUGAGCAGGGGGUGUCAGGCCAGCCUGUGUCCAUCAUGGUGGAGGGGGUGCAGGUGGCCCUGCCCUCCUAUGAGGAGGCGGUGUGUGGCGGAGGGGGUCUGAGUCUCAGCUCUGAGUCCCGGGUCCAAAUAGUGCUGUCAGAGGGCCAGCAGGCUGCAGGGACGACCGAGCCGCUCAUUGCCCAGGCCGGGCCCUCCACCCUCUCCCAGCUCUCAGAGAUGGCAUUGGUUCACCCGGUACCACCAUCCUUCACUUCUUCCCCUUCAUCCUCCUGCUGGGGCCCGGAGCAGGCUGCUGCUGCAGCACCUUCACCUUCACAGCGGAGGGACUCCACAGGCAGCGAGCAGCAAAGCCUGCCCCUCCUGGACUCUGAGAUGGACUACUCUGACGGUAGGCCCCCUAUCAACAUGUCUCUCCAAACAGGCCUCUUCACACAUGUAUUGGUUGAUAAUGCCCAUAUUUGCAUACGGCGUAUUGAUGAUGUCUCUUUGUUCCUGCAGAUAUGCCUUUGUUAAAGGAGGCCUGAAUCAUGCUGUAGCCACUUGGGCGUACAUUAGAGACCUCCAGGAUUGCUGUUGAUAGGCUGUGUUGAGUCGGAGGCCUGUAUGAAGCUCCCCACUGCAGCAGCUGCCAACACAACAGACUACCCACCCACCUCCUCCAGGGGCACUAAGUGAGGCCGUGUCAUGCUCAGCAGAAUGUUACUUCUCCCCCAUCCAGAGGAGGGCUCAGAGGGGUUUCACAUGUACAUAAUGCUUAGCCAUUUUCUAAGUGUCUGACACUUGUUCUUUUAACCAUUGGCUUAGCGCAGGGACGUAACUGUAAAAUAAUGAGCACCCUGUAUGUUGGAAGGCCUUUUGGAAAGCUCAAUAUGACAUUUGAAAAUUCUCUUUACAGCAUUACAUAUGUUUUUUUCAGUGGUUAAACACAUUUUAUGAGCUAAUCAUUGCACCCAUCACCAAUUUGUACCAUGUUGACCUGUUUUUACAUGAUCACUGCAGAACAUGCACAGCAGCAUGUUAGGAAUGAUGCAUGAAGACCACUGCAACUUAGUUUGAACUGGUCAUUCUCACAUACACAGAUUUGACCAUUUAUGCGCUAUAAGGUAAGUAAGAGUAACUUGUGAUAAUAUUCUGGAUGGGGUUCUUAAUGUAUCCAUUCUGAUCAUCGUUUUGAGCGCAAUGUUUUUUUUUCAUGCACUUAAAAGAUGAUUUUGCUGAAGGCCAGUGUUCCCUAGGUUGAGGCACACCUCUCAGCUUAUUGACAUUGGGCUUAGCGUUCAUAUCCUCUUAUUCAUGUCAGUAUACCUUUUCCCAGAUGGCCUUAGAGCUCCACUUCUAUGCACAAAAAGCAUUUGUAUUGAGUUUCCUUCCUAAAAAAGGAUUAAAAAAUGAAUGUCAAUUUUCGCUCUUCACAGCUCAGUGACGUAACAAAUUGGAGAAAUAGUUGGUGUUUCUUGGAGACCUGACAAUGUUAUACUUUAUAUUUAUUUGUGGGUUGUUUAAAAUGAUUUGUUAAGAUGGGUAAACUAAAUUGAGAAUUUAGUAUAUUCAUGUCCAGAAUGCUGUUGAUCAGCCAUGGUUGCUUGGAUGCUUCCACAAUUCUUGAAAAAGCAUAUUAAGACGUGUCUUUUAACAUUGCCACCUUGGUGGAGUCAUAAGGACAUAAUAUGUGGAAGACUGAAGUUAAUUGGGUUAACCAUAAAUAGUUCAAAAGAGGUAAUUAUUGUUAUGUACAGAAGCUUAGUGUCAUGUCUUUUCAAAUGGUUUCAUUUGCUUUGGGACUACACAAUGCAAUUGGUGUAAAGAUAGUAUUUUAAUAUUUGAAAAAAGGUUUGUUAAUUUUACUCUGUAAAUACCCUGUUAUAAUUUUGAAUAAAUGUCAUUUGAGCUGUGCAA